Molecule: messenger RNA, 1033 nt
Organism: Passer montanus (Eurasian tree sparrow)
Lineage: Eukaryota; Metazoa; Chordata; Aves; Passeriformes; Passeridae
Exons: 8
Coding region: 6-1001 (331 amino acids)
Biological process (GO): egg coat formation; binding of sperm to zona pellucida; positive regulation of acrosome reaction
Cellular component (GO): extracellular matrix
Molecular function (GO): acrosin binding
Source: RefSeq, a predicted model, not a curated record
CAGGGAUGGAGCUGUGCUUGGUGGUGCUGGUGUGUGGGGCUGUGCUGGAGGUGGCAGGCACCACCAUGGCUCCAGUUGCUUCAGAGCCACUUGGUCACACGGUGACAGCUCCAGUGAUGUCCUCAGGCAUGGGGACAGGGAGGGUUCCUGCUCACCCCCUCUCUGAGGAGCCCAUCAUGAACUUCACCCUGAGGCUCCUGGAUGAGGACUCCAGUGCCACUCCAGAGAAGCUGCCAGUGCUCAGUCCUGGCUCUAUGAUCCACCUGGAAGCCAGUGUCCUCUUCAGUCCCAGCAUCUCCCUGAAGAUCCACGUGGAUCAGUGCUACUGGACCACCUCGGAGCAGCCAGGACACUCCAGGAGGGUCUUCAUGGUGGUGAACAGCCGUGGGUGCCUGCACGGGGAGAAGCUGGGGAACGUGUCUGUCCAGCACCAGAGAGGGGGGUCUGUCCUCCAGCUCUCCAUCCUGGCCCCCACGCUGGAGGGUGAGCAGCAGGUCUACGUGCACUGCCUGUUGAUGGCAUGGGGACAAGGACGUGCCACCAGGUCCUGCUUCUACAGCCACACCACGGCCAGCUGGCACAAUGCAGAGGACCCUGUCCAGAGUACCCCAUGCCGCUGCUGUGACAGCGGUUGUCCUGCUGCUGACACCCUCCACGGAGACAUGCCAGCAUUCCCAGGAGAGGGGACACUCCACUGGGAGACAGUUGGACCAGUGCUGGUGCAGAAGGAGAAGCUGCCGUGGUAUGAAGCACCGUGCCGGACAGGGAGGAGGUUCCUGCUGGCCCUGGUGGGCAGUGCUGUGCUGGUGGUCUCCGUGCUGGGGGGGCUGCUGGGGCUGGCCCUGAGCACCCGGCGCCUGCGCAGAGCCCCGCGGGGACAGCGGCCACCGAGGCAGCGGUGUCCCUUCCAGGCUGAGCUGCAGAGCGUGGUGGGGGCCCUGCUCCUCAGGGAGACGGAGAAACAGGGCCAGAUGGGGCCAGAGCCUCCUUCUCACCAAUAAAUGUGGCUUUGCUUUCUCUAAAGCUUCUCCUG